Molecule: messenger RNA, 402 nt
Organism: Closterium sp. NIES-65
Lineage: Eukaryota; Viridiplantae; Streptophyta; Zygnematophyceae; Desmidiales; Closteriaceae
Source: the annotation of a GenBank genome assembly
AUGACCGGACUCAAGGGCGAGCAAGAUCAAGAACGAAGGAGAAUUUGUGUGUGUGCGCACAUGUGUGUGAGAGAGAAAACGAGGGAGAGAGAGGGAGGGGGAGGGAAAGAAAGAGAAAGAGAGAGAGAGAGAGAGAGAGAGAGAGAGAGAGAGAGAGAGAGAGAGAGAGAGAGAGAGAGAGAGAGAGAGAGAGAGAGAGAGAGAGAGAGAGAGAGAGAGAGAGAGAGAGGCCCUAGGAGCAAUCUAGUUCACUCUCCAAAACCGGCGGCUCGUUCGAGAGAGAGCGAGAGAGAGAGAGAGAGAGAGAGAGAGAGAGAGAGAGAGAGAGAGAGAGAGAGAGAGAGAGAGAGAGAGAGAGAGAGAGAGAGAGAGAGAGAGGGAUGGCUUGGGGCUAGUCCUUAG